AUGACCAGAUAUGUCGAAGUUUGUACUGAUACUUGCUGCAGAGAGAGUUCUUCACUGCUGUUACCCCUUGUUAGUGGCGUUGUUCCACCCCGAGAUCCAUAUCCCAGUGAACCGACCCGGACUUACGAUGAAAUUUGCGCCACGACCGGGUUCCCGGAAACGUUCGCUACAGACGCGUUCCGGAAGGGGGCGACACCGGCUGCAGUCACAACGGACCAGAGGAAUGCCCAAUUUCAACAGCCCGGCGGUGUCCUCAUGGUGUACGGGUUGGAUCCUUUGAGGACUAACGCUGAUAAGUUAUUCAAUCUCAUGUGUCUCUAUGGAAAUGUCGCUCGGAUUAAAUUUCUGAAAUCGAAAGAAGGAACAGCCAUGGUACAAAUGGGAGACAGUGUUGCAGUUGAAAGGUGUGUUCAAAACCUCAACAACGUUGUAAUUGGAAUCACAGGAGCAAUCCCACUAACACAUCGCUCGAACAACAUCAACGAACAACAGCUUUUGGAUGAAGAAAAUGCAAAAGAGCAUAAACUACAGCUCGCAUUCAGCAAACAACCAUUCCUGAGUGAAGUUACAAAUCCUUAUCCAUUACCCGACAAAUCUCCAUCUUACAAACUUUACAUUAAUAAUAAAAAUAAUCGAUUCAUGAAUCCAGCGAUGGCGAGCAAAAAUAGGAUUCAACCGCCAAGUAAAGUGAUAUUAUGGGGUUAUGAUGUAGUUCCUCCAAAAGCAGUUAAGCUUUUUCCAAUGAAAUCUGAACGAUCGAGUUCUGGAUUACUUGAAUUUGAAAACACCACAGAGGCAGUAGCAGCUGUGAUGGCAUGCAAUCAUGCUGCCAUCGAGAGUCCAGGUAUGAAGUUUCCAUUCAUAAUGAAGCUGUGCUUCUCUUCAUCACGCAGCAUGACUAUUAGAAAUGGUGAUAAUAAUUCAAAUGAACCAGGAGAAAAAAUGCAAGAACACUAAUUAUUCACCCCUCCUAAUUUAACAAAUACAUAUCCUUUCCAUAUAAUAUUGUAAUCCAACAUAUUUAUUAUUGUUAAUGAUAAUUUAAGUACUUAUACGCGAUAUUGUUUGACAAUUUCUCUUGAAAGAAAAAACCGGUGAAUCUCGUUGACCAAUGUUAUUUUUUCAUUUGAUUUUUCAGAAAGUUGAAAAAUAUUUUUGUAAUCAUUACAAGUCAUUUAUAUUCAAAAACUUUUUUGAUUGACUAAAGAUUAUUGUUCAAUUACCUAACAUUACUGUAAACAUAUCUACUUACUGUAUAGUGAAGUUACAAAUUAUCUGUGUGUGACACAUUCACAAUUAGCGCUGUUCAACAUUUUACUUGCAACGAUUAGUGUUACGAUUUUUACAAAUUAGGCUAUUCAUAAGUAUAUUUGAACUUUAUUAAUCAUCAGAGAUUUGAUGAAAAAUAUUGAUUGAGUUAUUAGUUAUUUAAUUUCAUUUUGUUGUGGUAUUUAAAAUACAAAUAAGUUGAUGCUGUGAUGCCUUUGAAAAUAAAUCAAUCAAAGUAACAAGUGGCUAUUGCAUAACUUUCUUUAUAUUGACUGAUUACAAUUAUUUGGUCAAGACAAAGUGAUAUAAGCAUUGUGAGAAAAUAAUUUUUGGUUUAUGUGCUGUCAAAUUUCUUAUACUCAUUUAUGUACCAUUGUGUUACAAGAUUGAUUUAUUUCUGAGGGCAAGUGGAAAAUUUUCGAUUAAAGUUUUUUACAAGAUCACGAAAAGUCAAUAUGAAACAUAUUAUUAGAGUACACCAAUUCAUUCAAAUAGUUAGCGUUGCCAAUCUGAAAGAAUUUACAUAUUUUAGGUACAUAUCACUACAGUGACUAUUUUUUUGGGCUUUGUACUUCUGAAAAAUCAUAUCAAUCAAUGAAUCGGGUUGGCUCGAAUUAUUGCCUCUAGGUAGUAGCUGAUUGGAUAGAAUUUUCGUAUAAUUUUUUGACAUAAAAGCCUGCAGUUCAUCGAAACAGCUUCUAGCCGGAAAAAUAACGUCCUGUAGAACUAAAACUUGUGCUACUUUAGUUGAAUGUCUUCCUAACAUAUGGGCCUCAGUCUAGAUAUAAUCUAAUGUUUUUCAACUCGGGCUCAUUAUAUACUUAUUGAUGUCAAUAACAUAGUGUUUGUGUAUGACUAUUGAAACAUAUUAUGUGCAAUAAGUAUGCAAAACUUGGAUAGUUGACGUGUUCAAAAUUGUGGACAAAAUUAGAAUGCGUCUUCUCUUCAGUUUGUUCAUAAAAGACAAAUAGUUGAUUCAUAUCAUAUAGUAUUAUGUAGGGUAUAGAUUUUCGUUAUUUUCGCCCUGUCUUGCAUAUUUUUCCAAUGCAAUUAAAAUUGUUGAGCUGUAAUUUAGUCGUGGAAUUUAGUUGAUAGUCAUUAAAUAGAAAGUUAGAUUUUUAUUUGUUAGUAAUAAUUGCCAUUGCUGGUUAUUUUCUCUUCAGUCCAAUGCAGUAGUCUCCUUCUGCUGAUUAAAUCGCAGCCAUCUGGAAUUUUUUCUAGGACUUUGCUCAACAAAUCCGAGUGGAACCUUUUUAUAUUAAAUGUUGAAGUUUAUAA
Leptinotarsa decemlineata (Colorado potato beetle) is the source of this 2547-nucleotide messenger RNA. It is a transcript of the gene sm, whose product is annotated as heterogeneous nuclear ribonucleoprotein L. Lineage: Eukaryota; Metazoa; Arthropoda; Insecta; Coleoptera; Chrysomelidae. Gene Ontology annotation, molecular function: RNA binding. The record is from RefSeq and is a predicted model, not a curated record.